Messenger RNA from Oldenlandia corymbosa var. corymbosa, 1213 nucleotides. Lineage: Eukaryota; Viridiplantae; Streptophyta; Magnoliopsida; Gentianales; Rubiaceae. The record is from the annotation of a GenBank genome assembly.
UUUUUAUAAUAUAUCUUCUCUUCUUCUACUCUAUAUAAAUAUAUAUAUAUACACCCCCAAACAAAGAGCCAGAGCCAUCACAAAUCUUCUUUUUCUUAGUAAUCAAUCCAUCCACCCAUCGUUACUCAUCAUCCACACACACACACACACAGAAAACACAAAAAAGCUUUAGUUAUGGAUUCAGAAGAUUUGGCACUGUUGGCAUUCAUAGAGCAUCAGCUCCUGGAUGAUCAUUCUGACUUUAACACCUUGUUUUCCACCGGCCUCCUGAGUUCAUCAUUUGGUCAUAAUAAUAAUAAUAAUAAUCAUAAUAAUGAGGUGAUUCCUCCGGCCAUCACCCGCCCCGGUCCCGCCAGUACUAGUAGUAGUAGUAGUAGUAGCAGCGGCGGCGGUGCCAACAGUGAUGACGAGUAUUCGGCGGUGGCGCGUGGGGCGGCGGCUUCUAGUGAUGCGUGGAGGAGGUACCGGGGAGUGAGGAGGAGGCCUUGGGGGAAGUUUGCGGCGGAGAUAAGGGACCCGAAUUGCUGCAGCAGCAAGAGGAAGAAAGGGUAUUCCAGGAGGAUUUGGCUGGGAACCUACGAGACGGCGGAGGAAGCGGCGUUGGCGUUUGAUCAAGCGGCUUUCCAAAUCAAGGGUUCUAAAGCUCGCCUUAAUUUCCCUCACCUCAUUGGCUCCUCUGAUUUUGUUCCCCCUGUCCGGGUCAACCCCAGAAAGCGCCACCCCCACCAUUUCUCCUUUCCUUCCACGGCAUCAAUACUCGGUUUGGAUCAAAACAAGGCCAAGUUUGAGACUAUUGAAUUCACAACAGAUUAAUAUAUACUCCAGUUAGUUUGCUGCAAUUUUUUGUAAGUAGAUUGAUAGCCACUAGGAUAUGGAUGUUUGUUGGCUCGGGACAUUUUAGAUUGGAUAUCUCAUUUUAGACCCUUUUUUUUUCUCUUUUCUAUACCUUACAAAAACAAUUUACACAGAGCUAGAAUUUUUAUUUUUUUAUUUUUUGACAGGAUGUCUAUUUCAUAUUUUCAUUAGUGAAAGUUACCUACACUAUUGCACUGCAUUCUAUUAUAAACUAAAUUACGUUGUUCAUGGACCUCAUUUCUACUAACUUUAAUCAAUUGGCAAGAAAUGAAGGUCGAAAUUAAACUUAUAAGUAAUAACAUUAUUUCCUGGGGCUUGCCUUGGAAUAGGAGCAUUCCUAAGAUCUUGCAUUAAAACC